AUGAACGCACAAUCAGCAAACGCCCCCGCAGCUACAAAUGCUGCCUCAUACCUCGAUCUAGGCAUCACAAUUGCUCUGAACAACUGGCCCGCCCUCACACUUGCCGUACAAUCUAAUUGGGGUGGCCCAACCUCCGAGGACAAGCGUGCCUGGCUCGGCGGUGCCAUUUCCGAAAUCUUAGGUGACAGACCUGAAACCGACGCUGAGGAUAUCGAGGAUAUUCUGAUUCAGGUUAUGAAUGACGAGUUCGAUGUUGUCGUGGAUGACGAUAGUGCUGCCAAUGUUGCUGUCGAUAUCAUGGAGAUGAAGCAACAGACUGAGCGUGGCGAGUUCACGAAUAUUCAAGCCUUGUGGGAGACUUGGCAGAGCAAGAGUCUGCAGAGGUCUGCUGCAGCAAACAUGUUUAAGCAGGUUGAGGCACAAGAUGAGGAACAAGAAACGGAUGGUGAGGAUGAUGAUGUUGAUAUGGAUAUGGAUGAAGCCCCUGAGUUGGUGCGGGCACCUAGAGAAGAGCCCGAGGUUGAUGAGGAUGGCUUUACUAAGGUUGUUGGUAAGAAGAGGCGAUAG
This is a messenger RNA of Penicillium taxi, 567 nucleotides long. RefSeq names its product pre-rRNA-processing TSR2 family protein. The record is from RefSeq and is a predicted model, not a curated record. The transcript has a single exon. The coding region runs from base 1 to 567 and encodes 188 amino acids. Gene Ontology annotation, cellular component: nucleus. Lineage: Eukaryota; Fungi; Ascomycota; Eurotiomycetes; Eurotiales; Aspergillaceae. Gene Ontology annotation, biological process: maturation of SSU-rRNA from tricistronic rRNA transcript (SSU-rRNA, 5.8S rRNA, LSU-rRNA).